Lactuca virosa is the source of this 675-nucleotide messenger RNA. NCBI's taxonomy places the organism in Eukaryota, Viridiplantae, Streptophyta, Magnoliopsida, Asterales, Asteraceae. The record is from the annotation of a GenBank genome assembly.
AUGGCGACCACAACAACUGUUGAUAACUUGGACCACCCAAGCAUCAAACAUACCAACUUAGAUGUCGAAAGCCAGCAAACCCAAGAAACCACUGAAGUCAUAUUCGAUUAUGCCAAGCGAGCUCAAUGGCUGAGAGCCGCUCUGUUAGGUGCUAACGACGGCCUGCUUUCCACUGCCUCCCUGAUGAUGGGUGUAGGUGCUGUUCGUCAAGAUGUCAAGACCAUGAUCCUCUCUGGCAUGGCUGGGCUGGUUGCAGGAGCAUGUAGCAUGGCCAUCGGAGAAUUUGUCUCAGUUUACUCCCAGUACGACAUUGAAAUGUCACAAAUCAAAAGAGAGAUCACGAAUGGUUUGAGUACCUAUGAUCUGUUGGAAGACAAGAAAAACGAGUUGCCGAGCCCAACAAAAGCUGCGGUUGCUUCAGCCUCUGCAUUCGCGGUUGGGGCAGCUGUGCCACUUUUGGCAGCUGCGUUUAUAAAUAGUUAUCACGUGAGGUUGGUGGUAGUGGUGCUGGCCGUGAGCAUGGCGCUAGUAGGGUUUGGUGGAUUGAGUGCAGUGCUGGGAAGGGGUCCGAUUGUGAAGUCGACACUUAGGGUAUUGUUUGGAGGGUGGGUGGCGAUGGGUGUCACCUUUGGGUUGACCAAAGCAGUAGGUUCUACUGGUUUGAUUAAUACUUAA